CCACCGCGGGCACCUGCCCUUCUGCGUUCACAACCGCCUUCGGUCUAACCUAAUAGCUGGCUGCUGCCGGGUUAAGCCCAACCCUUCCCUCUGACCUUGGGGCGCCGCAGCUCCCCGCCCCGAGCCCUCGCAGACGCCUUAGGGGCUCCCUCUCCGGGAUCAGACAUCCUCCCAUCCCCCAACGCCUAAAUUUAGGACAGCGAAGCUUUAGGGACAGCGUCUCUCUUCCGAGACCGGCCAGACUUCACCCCAAACAGAGAAAGGUGGAAAGAAAGGGAAAGAUGAGGGAUAGGAGACCGGAACCCCGAAGAGCACCCCUCCAGCUACCCGCUGGAGCCAGGCCGACGUUGGUUUCAUUCUGCCAAACUUGGGAAAGGUGAUUCGGAAGCAUGGGUGUCCCGGAGAAGCGACCACAAAGUUAGCAUACCCCUGGAGGAGCUCGGGUUAAGGAAACAGAAAGAGCAUGAGUGACUCAGCCAGAAUGGAAGUGUGUCCUUAUUGUAAGAAGCUGUUUAAACGAUUAAAAUCCCACUUGCCAUACUGUAAGAUGAGAGGACCAAACAUACCUGCUGGUCAAGAGGUUUAUCAGUCCAAGCCAGCUAUACUCCCACGUGCUAAAAAAUUGAAAGGACCAAUCAAAGAUGUAAUUAAAGCUAAAGAGAAAAAGUUAGAGGCAGUGAGUGACGCAAGGAAUACUAAAUUAAAGAAGGACAAACCAGAAAAGACCAUUGAGACUUUUCCACUACUAGAUGGCGGUUUGGAAAGUACUACCAAGACAGAUAAAGACAUCCAGAAUCAAAUUCAACUUUCCUUCAGAAUGAUAAAUGAUAAACCAAAGAUUACGUUCCAGGGAGAGAGCAAGGCUCCAUUUUAUGCAUCAAAGAACAUCGUUCCUAAAAGGGAACUUGCCAAAGAUUUCCCUAAUUCAGAGGAUAGUAGAUGUAAUCCUUCAGAAACCGAAGCAUCUUUAUUGGUUAGCCUGUCAGAACUUCCUUUGUCAAAUCAAGGUAAGAAAUAUUCCUCAGUCGUACCUGUUGAAGUACAGACCAUUUCUACUCGUCUGAAAUCAGACAAAAUUGGUCCUCAGAGGCAAGAGCUUCUAGUAAAAUCACUAGAGGUGCCUAUUGAUGAUUAUCAUAGUUCUCCAGAGAAUCUCAUUGAUGGGGUUAAAAGAGUAAGAACAUCAUUGACAGUGAACAAGCAAGAUUCCAAAAGCAGGAAUCACUUCUCAGUAGACUCUACUGACGUGAGAGACACUGAAAUGCAGGAAAAGAACACAGAAUCGUUCAUUGUAGGGCUUAAAAUUAGCCCAGUGGGUGAGUUCCAAGUCAAGAAGAACCAGGAAAAAGGACUUCUUAGUCUUGGAAUAGAGACAUGUGGGAGCCAAGGAAAUACAGAGCGAAGUGUGUCUGUGACAGAAAUGCAGGACUGGACUUCCGGGGGCAGUGGCUCCAAGAACUUCAAUACUGACAAUUCAGCCACAGGAAAGAAAUCUCAAGUUGAAAGUCCUUGUGUAAAUUUGUUUACUCCAAGGGAACUGACUUACAGUAAGUCUCUUUCUAUAUCUCAGUCAGGAAAUCAAAGUCUUGGCUCUAUGGCUAUUACAUUUUUUCAGCAAGAGAAAGCAGGAGUCCCUGAUGUGAAGACGUUAAUGGAGAGUAAAGGACAGGCUUCUCUGGAGCGAUGCCUGCAUUCAGCCCAGCAUCACACUUCUAAAAGCUCCUUUGUCAAAAACGUCAGUGCUACUGACAGAAAGACCCUUCAGCUCCCACGCUCAGUGGGACUGGAGUGGUUUCCAGAGCUCUACCCUAGUUAUCUUGGACUGGGGGUGUUGCCAGGGGAACCUCACUAUUGGAAAGCAAUGGUCCAGAAGCCUCAGCGUGGCUGUCCCCAAGCGAGAAGUCUCACACAAGUCCCGUUGUUGGAAAGAAGUUCCGCUGAUAUAAGGAGUUUGGAACCCCCGCCCAGGCUCACAACCUCCAGCUUCGCUCUCGGGAGGCUCCUGGGAGCUGUACAAACAGGCUGGAUCAGGUGCAGCGCCACCAUGAAGAGGAGCAGAGUUGGUGGCAUCACCAUGCUUUUUACGGGAUACUUCCUCCUGUGUUGUAGCUGGAGUUUCAGGCAGCUAAGUGAGGCCACACGGGAAGCACAGAUUCGAUUUCUGGCCCACCUUGAAGAAAGACUGUGUGUGCUAGUGCACACCUGUGUCCUAGCUACCUGCAAGACUGAGGCUGAAGGAGCACAACAUGAGACGCUGUCUGAAAUACCACACCCCUCCCCAUACACACACACACACACACACACACACACACACACACACACACGGCAUGGGCGUGGGGGGGGCAGGAAUGAGAUUUGAUUCUAACUGGCUUUUCUGGACUGACUGAGUGCCUAGGAAGGAGGAGGAGAGGGUGAGCCGCAGGGACUGACGGACGCACUGUGUCCCGGCGGGAAGGGCGCAGGGCAGCUCUGCUAUGAGACAGCUGCUUCUGGUGACAGGGAGGAGCUCCUUCCCAGUCAGCCCUACAGAAGAGGCCAAAACCCAGAGUCAUUUCUCCCACAGAGAAAAAGGCUUUCCUUGAGUGUUUUCCCAGUCCGGCAGGGGUUAGUCAGUGCCUGAUACUGGUCGGUAGCUAUUUUUCACAUCACGGAAGAAAACGGGACACAAACUUCUCGUGCCUAACACUCCAUUUCUGAAUGCCAAAACCAAACUAGCACGAUGGUCUAUAAAGCGAGUGAUAGGAACCCCCGGAGUAGCCUCGUGGAUCCUUACGUUUAUCUCUGUU
Tupaia belangeri chinensis (Chinese tree shrew) is the source of this 2786-nucleotide messenger RNA. It is a transcript of the gene MTNAP1, whose product is annotated as mitochondrial nucleoid associated protein 1. The record is from RefSeq and is a predicted model, not a curated record. Lineage: Eukaryota; Metazoa; Chordata; Mammalia; Scandentia; Tupaiidae. Bases 464 to 2359 code for a protein of 631 amino acids. The transcript has 6 exons.